This is a messenger RNA of Periophthalmus magnuspinnatus, 452 nucleotides long. It is a transcript of the gene lin52, whose product is annotated as lin-52 DREAM MuvB core complex component. The record is from RefSeq and is a predicted model, not a curated record. NCBI's taxonomy places the organism in Eukaryota, Metazoa, Chordata, Actinopteri, Gobiiformes, Gobiidae. Gene Ontology annotation, cellular component: DRM complex. The transcript has 6 exons. Bases 23 to 361 code for a protein of 112 amino acids. Gene Ontology annotation, biological process: regulation of DNA-templated transcription.
AUGUCACGUGUUUAUUGUGAAGAUGGCGUCUCCAAAUGGAGGUGAGGACUUUGAGAGCUCUCUGUUGAGUUUUGAGAAGCUGGACAGAGCGUCACCAGACCUAUGGCCUGAACAAUUGCCCGGAGUUGUUGAAUUUGCUGCUUCCUGUAAAAAUUCUAUUACUAAUUCCCCUCCCAAGUGGAUGGCUGAACUGGAAAAUGAGGACAUUGAAAUGCUAAAAGAACUGGGCAGUCUGACAACAGCUAAUUUGAUGGAGAAGGUCAAAGGACUGCAGAAUCUCGCCUACCAACUCGGCUUAGAAGAAUCCAGAGAAAUGACCAGGGGCAAGUUCCUCAACAUCCUGGAGAGGCCCAAGAAGUGACAAUCAACAGUGUACUUCAGAUAGACCCAUGAAGUUUUUAGAUCCCUCACAUGUUCUCCAUGUCAAUAGUUUUACAACAAAAUAAUAAAAU